Messenger RNA from Linum trigynum, 3606 nucleotides. The record is from the annotation of a GenBank genome assembly. Lineage: Eukaryota; Viridiplantae; Streptophyta; Magnoliopsida; Malpighiales; Linaceae.
GGUCUGGUCUAGACCACGCCUAUGCGGUCUGGUUCGGUCUGGUCUAGUCCACAUAGACCACACUCAACGAAAAAUGAAUAAUUUGUUUAGUCAACCACACAAAAAAUUGAACCAUUAACCAGGAAAAUAAUUGUUAUUUGCCUUAAAUCAUUAAUCCUAACAUGCAUGAAUAAUUUUGAUACUCUAAAUCUUAGUACAUAACAAAGAUACAAAGUAAAAGCAUCCCAACUUGCACCAUAACGUCAUAAACAUUAACAUAAUGUCAUAUGGAGACACGAUUAUCUCUACUCUCUGGUUAAAUGUGGUUGUGAAUGAAGGAGGGACGAGAUUCACAAAACUAAGGUUCAGACUUGGGUGUCGUUGCAGGAAUUGGGAGAGUGGUCGAAUGAGCUGUUAACACGUAUUGACAAGUCAGUUGGGUCCACGGUUUGGUCCGGUAAACCGCGGUCUAGACUAGACCAGACCAAGAGAUCAAAACAUAAGAUAAUACAGACCAUGGACCAGACCAGACCAUACUUAACGGUCUACGAUCCGAACCAAACUGUACGGUACAGUUUGGACCACGGUUUUUCUAACGGUCUGGUCUAUUUUCCCAGCCCUACAAUUAACCAUAGCAAUCGACAAAGGAGAAAAAAGAUCAAGUACGGGCCCGUUAAUCAUUGCCCGUUUGGGCCUCUAUUAUCCAUCAAUUAUGAGCACUACCUGCCAAUUAUACGGCCCACGGAAAAAAAGAAAUUGGCCGGCCCUAGGUCCCCUCAGUUGAAAAUAAAAGCCCGAAAAUAAAAGCCCGCCCUCUGCUGUUAUUCAGUGGGUACUCGAGAGUCGAGACUGUACUGUUGGGUUCAAGGCAACGACAAAAUCGAAAAUCCUGAAUAAUUGUUUCCCCAAUUAAUUAAUCGCACAUUUUUUUUGAAAAAUAAUUAAGAUUUCACAGCUCGAAUUUUAUGCCACCUAAAUCCACUCGAUAAGGAAAAUUCUAGUUAAAUAAUAUUCUGAUUUUCUCAAUCUACUUGAAUUGAAUUAAGCUAAUUACAAUUAUCCCUAAUUCCCUACUAAUUAUUAGAAAAAGAACCCCAUUAGGAAGCUUCUUUUAAUCUUUUUUCAUACUGGGCACUGAGCAGCAGCGACAACAACCGCUUUUCCUUUUUCCCUAUUGCGCUUUCCCUUUUCUCCUUUCCCUCUCAACUUUUCUUCCCUGAUCUUUCUCCGGCUAAUCAGUGAGCCUGGAAAAAGAAAAUCGUCCUCGUUCUUUCAUUUCAUUUUCUCCCUGCUGGAUCACAAUUCCGCUAAACGGGGAGAAAUGGGGAGCGUUUCGUCGGAGGACGACGGCGAGCGGUUCGAGCUCGACGGGUACAGCUUGAGCGCCGACGUCAGCGAGUCGGAGAACAGUUCCAGCUGCGCUUCGUCGUCUUCGUUUCGGCAUUGCGGCGGCGGCGGCUGCGGAGGAGGAGGAGGAGGAGGAGGAAGAGGUUCCGCUUCUUUCCUCACGUCUUCCUGUUCCCUUGCUCCACCACUCCAUGACGCGACUGAGUUGGAUGACGAGUUGCAGGCGCCGCCGGUCACACUGAUGCCGCCGGUGAUCGGCGGGAGGCACGUUGUGAUUCCGCCGAAGAAGGGUGAGAAACCGGAGUCGGAAUUGUCUGAAACUGAACUAAUGAAGGAGAGAUUCGCCAAGCUUCUGCUCGGAGAAGACAUGUCAGGUGGAGGAAAUGGAGUUUGCACUGCUCUGGCUAUCUCCAAUGCCAUCACCAAUCUCUCUGCUUCUGUGUUCAGCCAACUGUGGAAGUUGGAACCAUUAUCACCUCAAAAGAAGGCAAUCUGGCAUCGAGAGAUGGAAUGGUUCUUAUCUGUAAGCGAUUUCAUUGUGGAGCUAGUUCCAUCGGUCCAGAAUUUCCCCGGCGGGGGAACCUUUGAGAUCAUGGUGCCACAGCCACGGUCAGACAUUUUUGUCAAUGUCCCAGCUCUGAAGAAGCUGGACGCCAUGCUGCUCAAAAUACUAGAUGGGUUCUCUAAUUCAGAGUUCUGUUACGUGGAGCGUGGAAUUGUGAUUUCUGGGGAUGACGACACCAAGAACUUCAUGCUGUCCUUGACUUCUGGGUCAGAGACGUCGUCGGUGAGGCUGGGUGAGAAAUGGUGGCUGCCGUUUCCUAAAGUUCCUCAAAAGGGUUUGUCUGAGAAUGCCAGGAAGAAGUUGCAGCAGGGUAGGGAAUGCACCAGUCAGAUUCUUAAAGCUGCCAUGGCUAUUAACAGCAAUGUGCUUGCUGAGAUGGAAAUCCCAAAUGCUUACUUGGACAGCCUGCCCAAGAGCGCGAAAUCUUGUUUAGGAGAGACGUUACAUGGUUACCUAGCUGCCGACAAGUUCUCUCCUGAUGGCUUCCUGGAUCACUUAGAUUCGUCCUCAGAAUUCACCAGUCUGGAAGUAGCUAACCAGAUUGAAGCAGCUGCUCAUAUAUGGAACCAGAAAUACAUAAGAAAGUACAUGGCUGGAGGAGGGAGGUCGACAUCAUCAUCGUCAUCAUGGGGUGGCAAAAAACUUAAAAGCACUGCUACUCCCAAAUGCAAGAUCCUUGCAACACGGGCCGAGAACGUCUUGCACAGCUUAUGCCUUCGGUUCCCUGGCCUCCCACAGACCUCGUUGGACAUGAGCAAGAUUCAACAUAACAGGGAUGUAGGGCGUGCCAUCAUCGAGAGCUACUCGAGGGUGGUGGAGAGCCUAGCAUUCAACAUCACGGCGAGAAUCGAAGACCUUCUAUACGUGGACGACGCCACAAAGCAACGUGCAUCAGCAGAGUCUCUGUACACAGCACAAGGCAGGCUGAGCUGUUCAUUUGCCAAACAAAGGUGGAUAUCCCCCAUCGCCCCUUUCUCUUUCGACCAUUCCGGUGAGUUAGUCAGUUGUCAUCAUCAUCAUCAUCAUCAUCAUCACAACGGAACCAUGCCGCAGUCUCCAAGGAAUAGCCACACUAGGGAAAGGGAACCUCUAGAUCAAAGCUCUAGAUAAGCUUGCUUUCUGAGAAAAUGGGGGCCUAGACUGCCCAUAACAGUUUCUUCUUGAGUCUCUCCCGCUCCCAUUUCCCUCCAGCACAUGGUAUAGAUUGGCAGAGUUCAUGGAUCUGUACAUAUCUAACGUUUAUAGUAGUUGAAGAAUUGGGAGUCGUUUGGUUAUUUAGGGGCAGGGAGGCAUGGCAGUGGCUGGCGGGAAGUCGUACGUUGUAUUUAUAGGAAUAGGUAGUCGAUUGAGGGUCUGUUUUUAUUCGAAUUAUUAGAUAUGGUUAUGUGUGGGUUCGUUGUAGACUUGUAGGAGCUGAAAGGUGCUGAAGUUGUAAUGAUCAUAGUGAUGGUGGGGGUCAAAUUUCUCUCUUUGUCGUUGUCAAGCAGAGUGGACCACCAGAAUAAGUAACUCGGAUUCCACACGGAUCUGUGCAGAGGAUGAGAAUCGAGAGCUGUAAAAUUGGAUAUCUAUUGGGAGUUGCUAUUUCAGUAAAUGUGGUGGAAUUUGCCUUGCUGUAAAAUUAAUGUACUAAAAAUUAUAGGUAGCUGUUGAUAAAUGUCGUCCUAAAAAUUACUAAUGAUCGUACUAAAAAAUAAUAUAGUUACAUUUUUAAU